This is a messenger RNA of Cannabis sativa, 1606 nucleotides long. RefSeq names its product putative F-box/LRR-repeat/kelch-repeat protein At1g11620. Gene Ontology annotation, molecular function: protein binding. Lineage: Eukaryota; Viridiplantae; Streptophyta; Magnoliopsida; Rosales; Cannabaceae. The record is from RefSeq and is a predicted model, not a curated record. Bases 243 to 1430 code for a protein of 395 amino acids. The transcript is spliced from 2 exons.
UCAGUUGUUCCCUCUAUAAUCUAUAUUUUCUUUCCGAUUUUUCUCUUCUGAGAAACCCUUUUCUUCUUUGGAGUUAAAUCGAAAUUUGGCUUUUAAAUCUUUCAUCAGGAAUCGAGGAUCUCUUACUCCAAUCUUUGAAUCAGUUCUUUUUCUGCUUAUUUAAGAUUGUUCUUUUUUGGGGAGGGGGAAAUUUUCUUAUACUGUAUUGGAAACAAGUUUUAUUGCAUAGAGAGCUUAGAUUGAUGAUCAUGGCAAAAAUGGUGAGGUUUUGUGAUUUGCCAAAGGAAAUAAUUGAGAAUAUCAUGUUGUGGGUGCCUGCCAAUUCUCUAGUACAAUAUAAAGUUGUGAACAAGUUUUUGUAUUCCCUUAUUUCGGGUUUGAUUAACGACCCAAAAUUUGUUUCCAACCACCUCCUCAUUGCCAAAAACCAAUCCUCUGCAUCCUUACUCUUCAAAUGGCCUUCCAACCAUGUCGAUCAUAGCUUGAUCGCAUACAAAUUGUUGACUGUAAACUAUGAUGAUCGUGGUGAGGACGAUCCUCUUAUGUCUGUCACAGAACCUCUCAUUAUUCAUUUGCCAGAACCUAUUGGUGAUGAAAGCUCUUGGUAUAGUAGUUAUCACUGUGAUGGGCUAAUCUUUUUAGUAAAUGAUGUUGGAACAAUGGCAAUAUGUAAUCCCGUUUUGAAAGAAUUCAUGUUUCUCCCACAACCAAGGAACUUGAUAUUUGAAGGGUCUCUUAGCUUUCCUAAUGGUGUUGUGGGAUUUGGAUUUGAUUCUGUAAAUAAGGAUUACAAAUGUGUUGCCAUUUGGUGCCAUAACAAAUGCAAAGUUGAGGUUUACACAAUGAGUUCCAACUCUUGGAGAGAGAUUAGCAUGUCUCAAGACAUUGUAAAUAUUAUAAUGUCUAAUGUUUUAGUCUGCCCUUUAUAUUGGGAAGGAGUUUGUUACUGGUUGGGGCAUGAUUUAGACAAUUAUUUUUAUGACUUUAUCCUCAGUUUUAAUUUGAGUAAUGAGAAAUUCCAUCUCAUACAUUUGCCACGCUUUGUAUAUUGGGACUUCACUUCUUAUUUCAUCGAGAUUUCAGUGUGGAACGAUUCAGUUGUACUGCUAUGGAGAGAUGACAGAGAGAAUAUCCUUCGUAUCUUAACAAUGGAUGUUGGUGAAGAUGCUUCUUGUUCUUGGACCAAAUAUGAGUAUAUUGGAGAUGGACCACUGGAAAAUAUUUGUUUCGGGGUACCGAUUCCGAAGAAUGGUGAGAUUCUAAAGGAAGUAAAGAAAGAUGGGCAUAAACAGUUGGUGUCUUUUAACAGUGAUACCCAAAAGAUAAGAAAUGUUGUUUGUGAUGUAGAUAGUACCAGUCUUUUAGGAUUGAGGGAUUGUUUCUUUGUAAAGAGUCUGGUUUCUGUUAGGAGGAGGAGGAGGAGGAGGUGAGGUGAUAUUGGAGCCUCAAAGUUAUGGAAGAAACUAAAAAUUGUAAUGGCAUGUUAUGUUACUACUAUCUUUAAUUAUUCAUAUAACUCUCAAUAUAUGCAUGUAUGCAUUUUCUCUGUUGGAGUGAUUAAGUUGAUUAAUUGUUCUUUAAAAGAAAAAUAGUUGAUUAAUUGUGA